GGGCCCAAAUUUCAUGAUGCGAGACUUGCAGACAUAGAACUCGGAGAGUGAAGACUCAGAGCACGUGCCACCGUCAGAUGAAGAAUCUGAUUCAGAAGAUGACGAAUCGGAUGACGGAGAAGAACAAGGCGCAUCAAGUAAGCCCUAUCUGGCUCUGAUGCAAAGUUUCGCCAAAGACAAAGCUCCCCAGUCAAAACGCAGGAAGCUCGACCAGUCUUCCAAGCCUGAGAUCCUGCAUCGUCAAGAUUCCGAAGAUGGCGAGGAUGAGGAAGUUGUCGAGGAUGAGGACGACGUCGAGGAGCCCGAAGAGGAUCCGGCAGAGGAAGUGGCCGAUCUGGACGACGAUUCAGAUGACGAACUUCCUGAUGACUCGGACCCCUUUGAGUCGCAUUUUGCUAGUCCUGACGACGCGGAGGUCUCCAAACGGUUGAAGGCCAUCCAAGCCAAGGAAUCCUCGACGAACCAGGCCGAGUUGAAUAAGUGGCGGUUGACGCGGGUCUUGCCUGGCACAGAUUCGACUCAAUCAGCAAGGCCACUGUCCACAUUAUCCACGAGUACGGAACUCAAACUGAAGCAGCGGGUUGGAGAGGCUGCAUCGAAACGGCCAAACCUGGACAGGCUCGAGCAGGUUCUAUAUCCCUUGACGUUUGGUUACAAUGACCUGCUUUUCUGUGGGCGGACACCGAGGAACGCUGAGAGUAUACGCCAAAUGGCUUGCAUGCAUGCCAUCAACCACGUCUUCAAGACUCGAGAUAGAGUCAUCAAAAACAACGCCAAGCUCGCCAAGGAAGGCGAAGAUACCGAGUUUGAACCAAGAGAUCAAGGAUUCACAAGACCCAAGGUUCUGAUGAUCCUACCCACCAGGGAGUCAGCCGUGAAGGCAGUCAAGGCUAUCACCCGGAUAUGCCAGCCGGAUCAGCAAGAGAACAGGAAACGGUUCGACGAGUCCUUUCAAGACAAGGACAGCAAGUUCACCACUGACCGUCCUGAGGAUUUCCGCGAGCUCUUCGAGGGCAAUGACGAUGACAUGUUCCGGCUAGGCGUCAAGUUUACCCGCAAGACGGUCAAGUACUUUUCGCAGUUCUACAACUCUGAUAUCCUGAUCGCCAGUCCACUAGGUCUACGCAUGGCUAUUGGCUCGGACGAGAACAAGGAGAAGGACAAGAAGCUUGACUACGACUACCUCUCAUCCAUCGAGGUUGUCAUCAUGGACCAAGCCGACGCCCUUUUGAUGCAGAACUGGGAGCACAUCGAGUUCAUCUUUGAGCACCUCAACUUGCAGCCCCGCGAAGCGCACGGCUGCGACUUUAGCAGAGUCCGGGAAUGGUACCUCGAGAAGCAAGCCGCCAACUACCGCCAAACCCUCAUCUUCUCGGCCUUCAACACGCCCGAGCUGUCAGAACUGCACCGCUCGUGCCAGAACUGGGCCGGCCGCGUCAGGGUGCAGCCGGAAUACCAAGGCACGAUCCAGGACCUGGGCCUCAAGGCCAAGCAGACCUUCUCCCGCUUCGAGGCGCCCUCCGUGUCCACCGAGCCGGACGCGCGGUUCGAGUACUUCACGUCGGCCAUCGUGCCGACCCUGGUCAAGCGCGCCAAGGACGUGCACGGCACGCUGCUGUUCAUCCCGUCGUACCUCGACUUCGUGAGGGUGCGCAACUACUUCGCCACCAGCGACGCCGUGUCGAGCCUGACCUUUGGCCACAUCUCCGAGUACGCCGACAUCAAGGAGGCGUCGCGGGCGCGGUCGCACUUCCUGAACGGACGGCACAAGGUCCUCUUGUACACGGAGCGCGCGCACCACUUCAGGAGAUACAUGCUCAACGGCGUGCGCAAGGUCAUCUUCUACAGCCUGCCGGACAACCCCAUCUUUUACAGGGAGAUCGCGGGCGGCUAUCUGGGCAAGAGCGAGCAGGAUGCCAAGCUCGAGGCGGGCACCGGCGCGAUCAGGGUCAUGUUCAGCAAGUAUGAUCUCCUGAAGCUGGAGAGGGUGGUUGGAAGCAAGAGAGUGGGCAAGAUGAUCCGGGAGCGUGGUGAUACGUUUGACUUUGUCUAGAUAGGUGCAUGUUUCUUUUUACAGGGCCGACCGAACCUUUUAGAUGACAUGGGUUUUGGUGACUUUGUGGUGCAAUUGUACAUAUUUCUCGUACAUCUCAGCCCGACCUCG
This is a messenger RNA of Truncatella angustata, 2164 nucleotides long. RefSeq lists its product as uncharacterized. The transcript has 2 exons. Lineage: Eukaryota; Fungi; Ascomycota; Sordariomycetes; Amphisphaeriales; Sporocadaceae. Gene Ontology annotation, cellular component: small-subunit processome; nucleolus. Gene Ontology annotation, molecular function: U3 snoRNA binding; rRNA binding. Gene Ontology annotation, biological process: maturation of SSU-rRNA from tricistronic rRNA transcript (SSU-rRNA, 5.8S rRNA, LSU-rRNA). The coding region runs from base 158 to 2053 and encodes 631 amino acids. The record is from RefSeq and is a predicted model, not a curated record.